Molecule: messenger RNA, 1382 nt
Organism: Vigna radiata var. radiata (mung bean)
Lineage: Eukaryota; Viridiplantae; Streptophyta; Magnoliopsida; Fabales; Fabaceae
Product: deSI-like protein At4g17486
Exons: 5
Coding region: 382-1149 (255 amino acids)
Biological process (GO): protein deubiquitination
Molecular function (GO): deubiquitinase activity
Source: RefSeq, a predicted model, not a curated record
UUACAUUUCCUCAUUAGGCACCAAAAACAGACAAACCAGUUUUUGUGUCUGCACUCUCACUUCACUACAAUACAUACACACACCCUUCACUUCUGUCAGAGCCAAGACAAUGUGUGAGUUUCAGGCACAAACAUUGUUCCAUUCUCUCCCCCUUUCUCUUUUUCUGUCUCAGACAACCAAUGGCGCUUUCAAACUUUCAACUUGAAGGAGUUUUCACUUCACCGUCUCUUCUUUCAGCUACCCUUUGCUGCACAAAAGCUCUCAGAUAAGUUCAAAUGUUAUGGUCUUAGUUGAAGCAAGGAAAAGCCUGGAGAACCUAUAGCUUCAGUUCAAAACAUGGUAGGAUAUAGAUAUUGACUGCUUUCUGAGUUCACUCCUACAAUGAAAUCAGGUUUCAAAAAUGGUUGGCCCUCUGUUGUGCGUCUUCGUCUUAGAGACAAAUCAGUGACCCCCUUCUGCAUAUUCUCUAAAGUGAAAUCAGCCGGCAACAUACCAGGGAAUACACCUGUCUAUCUCAAUGUCUAUGACUUGACAACAGUAAAUGGUUAUAUGUAUUGGGCUGGCCUUGGUAUUUUCCACUCUGGUGUUGAAGUUUAUGGAGUAGAAUAUGCAUUUGGAGCCCAUGACUAUCCAACAAGUGGUGUCUUUGAGGUUGAACCUCGGCAGUGUCCUGGCUUUAAGUUUAGGAAGUCCGUAUUCAUGGGAACUACUAAUUUAGAUCCCUUCCAGAUUAGAGAGUUCAUGGAACGUCAGUCUGCAAAUUACAAUGGUGAUACUUAUCAUUUGAUUGUCAAGAAUUGCAACCAUUUCUGUGAGGAUAUUUGCUACAAGCUAACAGGAACUUCUAUACCAAAAUGGGUCAAUCGUCUGGCAAGAAUAGGUUCCUUCUGCAACUGCAUACUCCCUGAUGCUCUUAAAACUUCCACUGUUGAGCAUGAUCCAAACUUUCAAGGGUGUGAUAGUGAGAAAAGAAGACUGAGAACUGCUUUCAGUUGCUUGUCAUCAAUCUCAAUGCCUCAUAAGGAAGUUUCAAUGUCUUCAUUAUUUAUGCACUCUCACUAUAAAGGGUGCCUGCCACCAUGGGAGUUAAAGAAGUCUAAAAAGGGAAGACUAAAGCAAAAGUUAGAAGACCAAUUCACUUCUCAGUAACUCUUCUCUUUGCUGAAUUUUAUAUACUGUUCUACUUUCUCAUUUUUAUUCAAGAUGAGACUUAGACUCACAUUUGAAUUUUCAACAUGACUUUCUGGUAACUCAUUUACUGGAAAGAAAUUAUUGUUACUGCUUUCAGUUAUCUGUGCAAGUGCACUUCCUCAAGUGCAAAAUUUUCUGUUCAUAUUCAUUUUGAAUGUUCAAGCUCAUGCCUCUUUGUUGCUUCUUUUUUC